This is a messenger RNA of Sphenostylis stenocarpa, 1452 nucleotides long. The record is from the annotation of a GenBank genome assembly. NCBI's taxonomy places the organism in Eukaryota, Viridiplantae, Streptophyta, Magnoliopsida, Fabales, Fabaceae.
AUGGACGAAACCGCCGUGAAGACGAAGCCUGAUUGGCUUAACAACCGCGUCAAGGUCCCCGGAGAGAAAACCGAAGACUUCGAGGACGAUGAUGAGGACGAGGACUGCGACGGCGACGAUGAAGCUUGGAAAAUGCUUUGUAGGAGCUUCCGAAAGGCGCAGACGGUGCUGGACGAGAACCGUGCGCUGAUCGAGGAAGUGAACAGCAACCACGAGUCAAAGAUUCCUGACAACAUGGUGAAGAACGUUGGCCUCAUUACUCAGAUCCACGGCAACAUCUCCAAGGUUCGCUCUAUUUACUCCGAUUUAUCGGUGAAUUUCUCCAACAUUGUUCGCCAGCGCCGCGUCACCGUCGCGAACCACCUCAAUCGCGACGGAGACUGUGAAGAGGAUGGAGAUGAAGCGGAGAAAUCGGAGGACGAUUCCUUGGAGCACGUGCAGGAGAAAUCGGAGAUGGUUGAAUUGAUGAUGCGGGAAUGCAUAGAACAUUAUCCACCCGCAGAUAUGAGGAUGGAGAUGAGAAUGUUUAGGCUCAAAGUAGCUGAACCCCCUGACGAAAUCAACAAUAUUUUUGAAGAGUAUUCACGUAAUGGCGCCAUGAACAUGGAUGGCAUGUGCAAUUUCUUAGAUCAAUAUCAAGGAGAAAAGGAAGGUGUCUACGCACUUGCUCAAACCAUUUUUGACAGUGUCAAGCAUCUCAACAUAUUUCAAAGGAGAGGCCUUCAUGCCGAGGCCUUCUUCCGUUACCUCUUCAGUGACCUUAAUGGUCCCCUUGCUGAGGUGCACCAUGACAUGACUUCUCCUUUGGCUCAUUAUUUCUUAUACACAGGCCACAACUCCUACUUAACUGGAAAUCAAGUUAGCAGUGCUAGCAGUACUUCCGCCAUAAUAAAGGCAUUGAAGAAAGGAGUCAGAGUGAUUGAGCUAGAUCUGUGGCCAAAUUCCAGAGGCGACGAUGUGCUAGUUCAUCAUGGAGGGACUCUGACUUCUUCAGUGAAACUAAGAGCUUGUCUGAAUGCCAUCAAAGAAAAUGCAUUUUCCGCCUCUCCGUAUCCUGUUGUUAUAACUUUUGAAGACCAUAUCACUCCAUUCCUUCAAGACAAAGUGGCCAGGGUUCGUCUAACUCAUGUUACUGAAGGCCAGAGGACAGUAGAGGAAGCAGCACAGAGACUCGAGGACAAUGGUGACAGAUCUAAAGUCAAUUACAAGGAUGGUUCAGAUGAUGUGGAUGAGGAGGAUGACACUCCUGAAUAUAGGGAUUUAAUUUCCAUUCGUGCAGGGAAGCCCAAAGGGAAGGUUAAAAACUGGCUGGUUAAUCACGAACAAGUGAGACGCCUAAGCUUGAGUGAGCAAGAGCUUGAAGAUAUUGCCAAAAAUCAUGGAACUGACAUUAUUCACCCAAAGACAUUUGCUAAGAAUAUAUCCAAAGGGUACUCGUGUGGACUCGUCUAA